GGCAGUUUUGCUCGAGGAGACCGAUUCAAAGAUGGCCGCGCCGCGGUCGCUCGAUCAUCGUGUCGUGCUAAUCUCGAGGUAUCCUUCGGGAUCGCGCGCACAGCCUGUCUGAGCUCCCGUCGCGGUCGACAGUGUUUAUUCGGUGCGCGAGUGAACGGGUGAUGAUCUAACGGGUGUUUCGUUGCGCGAUCAUGAAUUGCCAUCAGAUACUGAGCGGCGCCUGCAAUGCGGGCGAUCGUUGUUACGCCGUUGGCUCCGUCGAGGGAAUUUCCUUCACGGCAUAUGCAGCUGGCUGUAACAUUGUGAUCUUGGCUAACAAUUUCGAACGAGUGCAGAUCAUUCCUGGGGCUGUACACAAUUACAUCAGAAUUAGUUGUCUGGAUUGUAGUACAGAUACAGGGAAAAUAGCUGCAGCAUAUGAAAAUCAAGUCUGCAUUUUUGAGCCAACACCACUUAUACACAGCACUUGUUCACAUCAAUUAGAGUACAGAUGGGUUCAAACAGGAAGUCUACAAACCGAAUCGAACAUUACUUCUUUAUCAUGGAACUUAGAAGGAACAAGAUUGUUAACAGGUGGCGAGCUGUUACAACUAUGGCACCAAAAUAUUACGCCAUUUCAGGAAGAACACAUACUGUUACCUACAGCUACAAAACCAAAAACAAUACAAACAGAGGAAGUCAGUAUGACUGGAAGCAAUCAUAAUGUUACAGCAAACACUUCUCAGGAUCCUGGUGCAGUAACAUUUUCAAUCGGAGGAGAAGCUGAAAGUCCUGGACCUGGAGAUACUUCCAGUGCAAAUGACCUUGGUGGAUGGAAUUGCGUAUGGAAAUGUCGUACGGCUACACCAGUCCAUCUUAUGAGCUUCAGUCCUGACGGCACUCUAUUUGCAACUACAGGAGUGAAUGACAGAUUGGUCAAAAUCUGGUUCGAACACAAGCAAUUGUUUCCAGGAAGAAGCAUGGAUCAUGCAAGUUUUUCUCAGGCAAUGGGUAAUGAUAAUUAUAGUUUUGUUUACGUAGCACAUCCCCGUGCAGUAACACAUCUUUCUUGGCGCAAGACAAGUAAAUAUAUGCCAAAGGGCUCUGUAUCCAAUAUGUUAGUUACCUCAUGUCGCGAUAAUAUUUGUCGUGUUUGGGCUGAGACAAUACCGCCUGAAAUUGAAGGUCUGGCCAACAUGAGCCAAUUCGAAGGCUCUGAUAGGCACGGUCAUCAUGGCAAACAUCGUCAUCAUAAUAUGCACAAACACCGGUUUAUGCAACGCCUCAAACACAUGAAGACAUGCUUUCAUAUUCGGCGGCACGCUAAACAACAACAUCAAGCCGGUCAUACAGCACCGACUUUACCAACGCUUCCAUCUACGUAUUCUGUGCACGAUUUUCACAAUAAUUACCAAACUUCCGGUCAUUAUCCAGGGAUGCAUUUCCACUUAGCAGCCAGUAUCAAUGCAGAAACUGAUAUACCGCUAGUACCAAGCCUAAUUACCGGAGACCCGGAAAGAGAGCCGAAUUUUAUCUUACACUGGCUAAAUAACAAAGAAAUGCACUUCACCAUGCAAGCCGAAAACAUAUUGCAGGAGUUGACGCGUAAAGUAGUAGAGAAAGAGGAAGGUUUGCAACAUCAAGAUACUGAACAUGCAGAACAUGAUUCUGAGGAUGAAUGUACACCAAAAAAAGGUGUUCGGCUGCAAACAGCUCAGAAACCAGUGGUCGGUGGCCGCUCAAUGAGCCAAGAGGAUCAUAGUAGUGAUGAACAUCAUACUGCACAUACUACCUCGUCUCAUCAUAGUUUAGUCCACAGUGUACAUUCUCACCCGAGCCUCAGCAAUACAACAUCGAUUAACUCCAUAGCGACAGACGCAACGUCUACGAUGAAUCAUGCGCCGGAUUCAUUGGAUACCAAGAUCGAAACGUUGUUGCGUGAUUGGCAUCAUAAUCCAGAUUUACUUUUUUCAAUACAUCCAAUAGACGGAAGCUUUUUGAUCUGGCAUAUUGAAUGGUUAGACGAAUAUCAUCCUGGAUCUUUCCGACAAGCGCAAAUCUCCUUCUCCACUCGUAUUCCAAACGCAUUUCCACUUGGCGAUGCGUCAACGAUGAGCCACAAUGUAUCGAUGUAUUCUCACAAUACCGGCGGACCUUUACUGAAUAUUCGAGAGGUCGCAAAAUCCUCAACGAAAACCGACCCCAGCGAGAUCGCGACACCUUUACCUAGUCUUAUAGAACAAGACGAGGAACAAUCUACUUUGACAUCAAGAGCGGGUCAAGAAUUGUUGAAGAAUAUUGAAAGCACGAACGACCAAAGUCAAACGGCUGCGAAAGCGGAGACUAGCGCACUGGAGAGUAAUAAAAGUGGACAAGAUACGGAUCUGUUGACUCACCCUAGUCCGAUCGUCUCUAUGGUGUCGAAACACUCGAACGGCACAUUAAAUCUAUGGCAGUUGACGUUUGCGGAUAAAACGAAAUUUUCGCAGGUAUUAAGUAUAGGUCACGCAUGCAGGGCUUCUGGACAUCGCUUCCGUGUGAAUGAUAUUACUUGUCAUCCCGUUUUACCUCUGCUUGUAACAACCUCUCAUCAUAACAUACCCGAAUAUUCUGGCGCUCAGUCGACAGAAUCGAGCGAAAAUAUCAGUAUCAAGCAGGAUACUUGCAAGGGCAAGGAUAUUAUGUCUCCUACCGGUUUCUGCAGCGAACUGAUAUUGUGGCGAGUAGACGCUGUAGGGCCUCUGUCGAAGAGCGGCGGAGUUUCCGAAUUGGCGCGUAUCAAUUCACCGGAGAUAUCGGCAUUCAGUAACGUAGCCUGGAUCCCAACAUUGUUGCCGAGCACGACAUUGGGUAACUUGUCCAACUCUCCCAGCGCCUGUUUUGUAGCGAGCGACGGUGAAUGCUUGAGAGUGUAUCAAGCUGUCAUCGAUGCUAGAACACUACUGGCAGAAGUAUCGAUCAGCGAGAGAAGAAGCAGGAUGAUGGACUCCAUGGCCAGUCUGUCGACGGACAUGUCGUCCGACGACGGUGUCAGGCAUUCCAUUCACGACAGGAUAAAGAUAGUAUCUCAGCAAUCGACAGCAAGACCAGGAUGUGUUAUACAAUUGGACGCUAUCUCCGAUGCUACCCACGAUUGGCAGAAUACCCAAUUCCUGCAUGUGUUUCAAGAACAAUUGAUUACAGGCGAGAGAAGCGACGAGAAGCUGCCUGGCUUCGACACAUCGUCCAACGACUUGGGAUUCAUGGAGUCUACGUUGGAUGCUAUGGUGGAUCUGCAGCAAUCGGCGAUCUUCGAAGAACCAUUUUACAUAGUGGUUCUGGAGCGUACACAGCAGGGUACUACUGUACAUAUGUGGCGAUUAGUGAUAGCUUCGCAGCCCGAAACUAGCGGGCUGUCUGGUUCGAUGAUGUACGUCCCGGAUUCCCAUUUAGUGCAGGACGAGGAUGAAGAAGGAACACCGGGUAGAUUGAGUCAUGCAGAAGGCAGAAGAUCACGCAGACCUAGUCAGACACGAAGUCGACGUGAAAGUCAAGCCGAUCUGGAUUCAACGUUCCUACAUCGUCGUCAUCAGAACAGCCACGUUCUAAUUACGACCACGAAAGUAUGCACUCAGGAAUUGCCGUUGCCUGACGGAGUGGAGGUGAUUCACGCCGCCCCGGCUGCUGGACACUUGAGCAGCUCUUCGAUAUAUCCCGCUUGCUUUGCGCCGUACAUUAUCGUGACGGCUUGUAGUGACAGCACCGUGCGCUUCUGGAAGUGCAAAGUGACGAAGAAACCGGAUGACAAGCUGGACUAUGAGUGGUGCGAAUGGGAGAUGACCAGAAAGGACCAGGAAUCAGCUAUCGAUAUCACUGGUCAACCGUUGAAUAUCAGCGCGGCUUACAGCGGGCGCAUCGCCUGUGCCUACAAGUACGGAAAGUCGUUUACGCGUCCUACGAAAAACGAUCCGGAUUCACGUUAUGUGAAUCUCUGUGUCGCCAUAUACGAGUGCGAGAGCACAGGUGGCAGCGAGUGGAUUCUGGAGGACACGAUUCAUCUGAAGAAUAUUCACCUGCCGCGAAUACCGGUGGAUCAACAUCUAGAUCUUAGCUAUUUGUACGACAGUAGAUUCUUGCAGAAGAAACAGAGACUAACUCAGGUAUUGCAGACUCUCAGUCACGAGGAUAUCAGAUCUUCGAGGAACGGGGAGAACGGCGAUUCUACGAAAGCUGGUCUGUUAGCUGUCCCAUCAUUCAGUACUCUACAGUCCUUGCGGAAGUCGAUUAUCGAGAACGGCAAUACGUGCCCACUCACACAGAAGCAUCUGGUGCAGCUUGACUGGGUGUCCAAGGAGGACGGCUCGCACAUUUUAACUGUGGGUGUCGGCUCGAAAAUCAUGUUGUUUACCCCAGUGUGCUCCGAUCUAGCGCAAGCUAACAUGAAAGCGAUGAAGGAAUCUCAAAGUAAUAACAGACCGAUACUCAGAAAGACCUCAUCGCUGGCGCAGCCGCAAUUCGUCGACGAGAUCCGAUGGAUGAAGCUUCGUAAAAUCGAGUUGACGACGGCAGACGGCCUCCCACCUCUGCCUAUGCAGAUCUCUUGGGUACGGGACGGCAUCCUCGUUGUUGGCAUGGACUCCGAGAUGCACGUGUAUUCUCAGUGGAAACCGAAUCCGAAGAACGAUUGUUUUCACUCCAAUCUGCAGCAUCAAGAAUCCGAUGAGUUCCAGGCGAGUCGUAACUUGCGCGAUGAGGAUCUGCGAACGUUGGCGCAUGAAACGUCCCAGAGGAGACUAGCGAACGUGUCUUCCAUGCCGCAUCUGUCGCGCGUCAGCAGUAUCAAUCUGACGAUGUUGGACGCGAAGAAGAAACGCGGUAUGCAGAACGAAAACCUGAGUUUCGAUUACAUGCCGGAUUACGGAUUGUUCGAAGCGUCGAGGAUAGCUUGUCCCGUUUUGCCUCAGUACCAUCCGAAGCAGCUGAUGGAGCUGUUGAACUCGGGAAAGAUCAGAUGGGUGAAGGCCAUAUUGGCGCAUCUAGUCAGAUGUAUCGGUAGUUCUUGUUCUCUACGAGUCGACGACGAGAACCUGGUGAAGCAGCGCAGCGGAUGGUCACGAUCGAGAACGAUGUCGGUGAGUUAUGCCGGCACGACCUCGCCAUUGGAACCUAGAGGUUCGACGACACAGAUACCGGAGGAGUUGACUUUGGACUACGCCGAGAUUACUUCUAUCUCUCCGCUUCCGUUGUGGACUUUAUUGAUGGCAGACAAGGAGACCAACCUGUUGCAUCAGCAAAACGAAGACAAGCACGACUAUAACGAAUUAUUCGACAGUAAUUUGGACGAGGGAGAAUCGUUGGAUGAUAUGUUGGAAGAAGAUUACGAGUGCUCGCGGCAGAAAGACAGGCGAUCGUCUGUGCCGGAGAGACAAGGUAUAUCUCAUUUCGGGCCUCGACAGGGCAGGCUGUUGUCGCGCCUCUUGACGCAUACCCAUCUCCCGGGUUUGUCCAGUCUCGACCAGAUGCAUCUUCUCGCCUUGGCUGACACUGUCUCGACUUGUAACGUUGAUUUUGCGGAGAGAUUCGCGAUCGACGCAGCGAAGAACGCGAUCGCCAAGGAAAAUCUGACCGGUAUUCCGGAUGGCGAAACUGUGUCGACCGAUUCAUUAGACGAUUGCGGUCUCAGGUUCCUCUUAGCGAUGAAGCAUUAUAAUUAUCUUAUACGUUGUCUGCCGUUGGUGCAGAGAGCGCAAUUCCAGAAACAGGGAAUCGCGUCGAAUAAUCUCGUAUGGGCAUUCCACUCUGAGUCCGAGGAAGAGCUGCUGGGAUUAAUCCCCUCUUAUGCCAAAGGUCAACCAAAGUGGUCCGUAUUGAAGGAACUUGGGGUAGGCUGGUGGAUCAGGAGCAACACUGUGCUCAAAAGGUGCGUGGAGAAAAUAGCGAAAGCAUCUUUCCAGCACAAGGAGGAUCCUUUAGACGCAGCUGUCUACUACUUGGCAAUGAAGAAGAAGAACUUGGUAUGGGGCCUGUUCAGAAAUAAGCGUGACGAACGAAUGACUUCCUUCUUCUCGAAUAACUUCAUCGAAGACCGAUGGAGAAAGGCAGCCCUGAAGAACGCUUUUGCUUUGCUUGGGAAGCAACGUUUUGAACACGCAGCAGCGUUCUUCUUGUUAGCCGGUGCGUUGAAAGACGCCAUUGAUGUAUGUUUGAAUAAGCUGAACGAUAUUCAGCUGGCGAUGGUGAUAGCGAGACUUUACGAGAAUGAUACGUCAUCUCCUAACAUGAGAAGAUUGCUAUACGAGGAGAUCUUAGGCUGCGAUAAGGAAGGACAAAAUCAAGAUAUGAGUAGAGUACAUCCCGAUCCUUUCCUGCGAAGUAUGGCUUUGUGGAUCUUAAAGGAUUAUUCCGGUUCUCUCAAUACUCUGCUUCUGACCAACGUCGGCAAUAUGCAUCCACAGUACAACGAUGAGUCUGAUAAACCAGAGGGAACAACUGCGAAUCCAAACGUCUUUAACUUCUAUGUUUAUCUUCGCACACACCCGUUAUUGAUUAGGCAGUAUAUUGCGUCCACCGCGCAAGAUAAGAAGAAAGGACACUCGGUAGUAAUUUCAGGAUUCAGUUACGGCACGGAGACGAAGAGUCAACCGGACAAACAGCUGAUGUUGGAAGACACUAUUACGCCAUUAGAAAGGCAACUAUAUUUCACGACUGCACACGCACAUUUUAAAGCUGGCUGCCCAGCCCUCGCGCUCGAAGUUUUGUCUAAAUUACCUAAUAAAGUUAUGGAUACAAAUGGUGAAGAUUCUCCUAGUUUAUUAAAUAGUCCGAACAAGUCCAAAACUCAAGAUGUUCAAAUAGAUACGGGUAUUAUUAAUUGGGGAAAUGAAUCGAAUAUAAUAACGAAUAAUAAAGACUCAGCUGCCUCUGUAGAUUGGGAUACGCCGUCAUUCGAUUGGUCUCAGAGUAGAUGUAUGGAGGAAGACAAAUUAGAAUUAAAUUGGGACGAUGAUCCUGUAGACGGCGAUGAUGCCGAUAGUCCUCCCAUGAGUAUGAAACUUGACAAGAAAGUAGAAGAUGCGCACAAACCAGACAAUGAUAACAGUAAGGAAGACAAUGAUAACAAAGAUGUCGUAAAGUCAGCUGGACAAUUAGAUAUUAUGGCGCAGCAAUUAAAAUUUGUGGCUUGCCUAAAAAUCUUGAUGGAAGAAUUGUCUACGUUGGCGACGGGUUUCGAAGUAGACGGAGGUCAACUGCGAUACCAAUUGUACGUGUGGCUGGAGCGAGAAGUGGACGCGCUGAGGCAGCUUUGCAGUUAUAGUACUAAUGCAGAUGGAGAUAUGAACAACGUUGCCGAUUAUGAAGGUGGUAUGGUUGACGAUGUACCGCCAUACAAGCCCGGCGAGCAACCGACAUUACAUCAAAUAUUAGUGGCAGAAAAGUUGGACUUUGAAGCUAAAGUACAGAGAGCUGCUAAAAGAAAGAAAUGGUUGAAAGCUAAUGAAACAUUGUUGAGAACAUUAUUGUCAUACUGUUCGUUGCACGGUGCAUCGGGUGGCGGCCUAGCGUCAGUAAGAAUGGAAUUGGUACUCUUACUACAGGAAUUGCAACAAGAAAAGACUCAACAACAAUUGCUCAGUCCCUUGCCCUUCCCUACCACGCUACCUCUAUUAAGCGCCAGCGUUGCCUGCAACAAAACCGUCGUGGCCGAUCCAGUUCGACAUCUGCAGUCUCUCGCACAUGAUAUGCUGCAGACACUGGUGGAGCUACGCAAUCCGCCGAUGCCUAAUAGAAAUACGCAUUAUUGCGAAGUAUUUAUUAUGAGAGAUUUAGCGGUGGCACUUAGCGCCUGUAUUUAUCAGUCCCUUUGUGACUCGGAUACGUUCGUUAUGAAGCAUCAUCAACCAGAUAGUUUCCCAGUAGUCGCUGAAGUGGAAACGUUCUCAGGUGGCCACUUGGUAGCCUCAAACAGAAAUCGUCGACGAUACUCGACAGAUGACGGAGUCUGUAUAACUACUUCGCCUCCCAAGUGGCCGGGCGUGACUAAUUUACGCGCCUUGCUAGCUAGAGAAAAAGAUGAGGACACUCCGAAGUUGAACAUUUUACUCUGCGAAGCUUUCGUGGCGACAUACAUGAGUCUCUUUAUCUAUGCUCUGUCGAGUUGCGACAGUCACAUCUUGUAUAGAUUAGUCGGACAAUACUUCGAUAACAACACAUGGUCUUGUCUGUUUGGCGGUGGAGUUAAGAAGCUGUUGCGCGUAGCAAGCACUAGCAGCCAGAGCGGCAAUGCGGGCGGCGUCGAACGAACUGACAGUGUAGCGAGUGAAAUCCAAAGUACUGCUAGUGGCAUGUGGAGCACUAUGACGUCGUUGACGAAACAACGCGUCAAACUGAACAUGAAACUGUUGGGGCAAUUUACAGGUCAACAACCAAACAUGAAGGAAGACAAACCUACGUACAGAGAACAAUUUGUAUCGCCUCAAAUGAGCAUGAUUUCCUAUUUUCUCAUGAAGCCACGCAUAGAAGACGAAUACGCAGAUGAAAUUGAUUAUGAUUCUUCUGACUCUGCGGUGUCGGAUUUGGAUACUACAGAUGAAGAGGAGGACGUAUUCGACACGAAUUCGAAACCAAAGAACAAACCAAAGGAUAAUACGGAACAUAGUAACUCUAAUUCGUACAGUUGGAACAUAAUGAGAUUAGCAAUAGUUAAAAUAUUGCAAGAGCAAUUGCAAGACUUUCUGACGGUCGCCGGCAUUGAAAUGCAAGAAUUACCUGUAAGUAGUCCACUAAUCCACGGUACACUGGGCAUUGUUGCACAGUGGCAAGAUUCUUUGCGCGAAGAACUAGAAAUCAAAGGUCCACCGCCAGCUAAUUAUAUUCCUGGCUGCGCACCGGAUCCCUCUCCUACGCCAGGGAAACCAGCAAUUCACAAAUAUCGAUCUUUGUUAGAAAAAGGGAAUACACCAUUUAAUACACGACUAGCAUCCGCAGCGCCUACCAAUCGUCUUUGGUGUUACUUGGUUAGGCAGGAAUUGGUUCAAGAUAUCUUUAUUCGCGCGGUAUUUGGAAAACGAAGAUCCUUGUCAUCGAUACUUGAAAGUGCUCAGACAGUCGUGGAUAGCGUACACCGCGGAACUGGAGAAGAUAAGGGUAGUGACAGCGGUACUACAAGUUUGCCGGAACCAGUCAGGAUUAUUCAUAAAGAACAAGAUAGCAUCAGUGCCUUCUGUCUUAAUCAGGUAAACCCAGGUUUAAUGGCCCUUGCUACACCUCGGGAAGUGCAAGAGAUGAACAUUUCCUUGCUCUUAGAACUUCCAUCAUGGUUAGAAGACGAAUGUGAAUUCGAUAUUAUUAACUUGAAUAAGCAACCUGAUCCAGAACCUGUACAGCCAACCAGUUUCUUAGUUAUACAGACCGCAGCAGAUCGUCCUUUGUUGGCACAGAGUCCUCAACCAAACAGUCCUCAAACUCAAUCAGGUAUAGCCAGUCAGAGUGGACGUGGCGCGAGUGUGAUGAAGGGGAUGCCUGCUUUUCCUGGCUCCCACGACCUGCGUUUCUGUCAAUUUGUUGCCGAUAGGAGCAAACACUUGUUACAACCGAUUCUGAAGCACAAAAUUGAUGGAAUCAGGAGGAUCUCUUCUCAUCCACUUUUACCAUUAUAUUUAACCGGAUCGCAAGACGGCUCUGUGUCGUUGUGGGAAUGGGGUCAUCAGACAGCGAUUGCUACUCCGAGAGCACCAGGCACCUUUGCUAAAGUGACUCGCGUACGUUUCUCUCAGCAUGGCAACAAGUUCGGCGUAGCAGAUUCCGAUGGCCAUCUAAGUUUGUUUCAAGUGGCGUGCCGCGAGGGGACGGCUCGACCGUUCUUCAAUUACCAAUGCCACAGUAAAGUGACCGCAGACUUCGUCUUCCUUGGCGCGUGCAGUCUCGUGGCUACUGCGGGUCAUGGCUCGGAGGGACGGAAUGUAGCAUUAUGGGAUACAUUACUUCCGCAGAACAAGUCUCUCGUACAAGGUUUUAUGUGUCACGAACAAGGGGCCAGUUCGUUGAUCCUGGCGCCGCAGCAUCAAUUGUUGAUCAGUGGCGGCAAAAAAGGCGAUAUUACUAUAUUUGAUGUGCGGCAACGACAACAGAGGCACAGAUUCCAAGCGCAUGAGUCGGCUAUAAAAUGUCUAGCGCUCGAUCCGCACGAAGAAUUUUUUGCUAGCGGAGCAGGUGAUGGCGACAUUAAGAUAUGGGCCUUGACCGUCCAUUCCCUGCUCUACUCAUUUCCUGCUGAACACCCACGGUCUAGUUUCUUCAAGAAUAUAGGGCAGGGUGUUACUCAGUUACAUGUGGAUUCUGCGGGACGAUUAUUUUCGUGUGGAGCAGAUGGUUCUAUGAAAGUCCGUCAACUGCCAGAACGCGAUUGUGUAGUACAAGCGCUUUAUUAGGAUUACGAACAAAAAUGAUGAUGAUGAAAGAGAUAUGAAUACCGUGCUAAAGUCUGCAUUCUGUCCUGAUUGAAGAAGGCUGAUAACAAUCUACAAUAAUCCGAUUUUUAAGGAAUAUCAAUAUAUCGCAUAUACGUGUAUAUGACUAUAUAGGAUAAAUUAAAUUCGCACUUGUAUCUGCUAUAUACACGUCCGUACGACUAUACGCGUGAUGUUAUGUAUACGUCUCUCUCUCUCCCUCUCCCCCUCUCUCUUGUUCGAUUGAAUAAUAUAUGUAAGGAACUUGUGGAAAGAGAAUAUUUACAAUUUUAUUUUGAUCACACGUUUUGUGAAUCUUCUGUUUAAAUCAUUGUAAGCAAAAUUUAUGGUAUUGUGUAUUUGACUAUAUAAUAAAUACGUGCAAAUUGUAAGUCAA
Molecule: messenger RNA, 10800 nt
Organism: Odontomachus brunneus
Lineage: Eukaryota; Metazoa; Arthropoda; Insecta; Hymenoptera; Formicidae
Gene: Rbcn-3A
Product: dmX-like protein 2
Exons: 33
Coding region: 192-10385 (3397 amino acids)
Biological process (GO): vacuolar acidification
Cellular component (GO): RAVE complex
Molecular function (GO): protein binding
Source: RefSeq, a predicted model, not a curated record